Messenger RNA from Hippopotamus amphibius kiboko, 1524 nucleotides. Its product is annotated as T-complex protein 11 X-linked protein 2-like. Gene Ontology annotation, biological process: regulation of sperm capacitation. The record is from RefSeq and is a predicted model, not a curated record. NCBI's taxonomy places the organism in Eukaryota, Metazoa, Chordata, Mammalia, Artiodactyla, Hippopotamidae. Gene Ontology annotation, cellular component: sperm flagellum; acrosomal vesicle. The transcript has 9 exons.
AUGAUCCCAAUGAAGCAGAGAGUGGUCCAGAAUGAUCCCAAUGAAGCAGAGAGUGAUGCCCAUAAACCUAAAACACCAGGGCAGAGCCAGAAAAACAAGAGCUUCUGUUUAGAUGUCCACUCUCCUGAGAGCCGACCUGAAAUACUUUCUGUCACAGAGCUGAUAGAGAGAGUUAACGAAGUUUCUAAGCUUAGCAUUGCUCAUGAAAUCGUGGUAAAUCAAGAUUUUUAUAUGGAAGAGUGUGUAUUACCUCCCAAUAGUCUGGAAGGCAGGAUUAUGGAGACAAUGUACAAUGCUUUGGGGGACCAUCUGAAAGACCAGCUAUCAAGUACUCCCCCUGACUUCACUCGUGCUCUUGAACUCCUAAAAGAAGUUAAGGAGAUCUUGCUAUCACUGGUAUUACCACGCCAGAACUGCCUAAGAAAAGAGAUUGAAGAAGCUCUGGACAUGGAUCUCCUCAAGCAGGAAGCAGAGCAUGGGGCCCUGGAUGUCCCUCAUCUCUCUAACUACAUUCUCAAUUUGAUGACCCUGCUAUGUGCACCAGUCUGAGAUGAAGCAGUGCAAAAACUAGAGAACAUAACAGAUCCUGUGCAGUUACUCAGGGGUAUCUUCCAUAUUCUGGGCCUGAUGAAAAUGGACAUGAUGAACUAUACUAUCCAAAGCCUUCGACCCUACCCGCAGGAACAUUCUGUACAGUAUGAACGAGGUAAAUUCCAGGAACUCCUUGACAAGCAGUGCAAUCUCCUUGAUUGCACCGCAAAAUGGCUAACCAAAACAGCUCUAGACCUCACUACACCAUCUUCAAGUUCUCCUGACUCUCCCAGCUCCUCCCGAUCACCUCCAAAUUGGGCAACGAACAACUCACAGCUUUCCGGUUCCACAGUGGUGCUAUACCAGGGUUACCUGAACCUUCUUUGGAAUUGUGACAGUGAAGAGUUUCCUGAGACCUUGCCGAUGGAUAGAUUCCAGCUGCAGAACAUGGAGUCCUAGUUGAACCAGUUAACCAUCCUGGCCUCAGUCUUGCUAGUGGCCAGAAGUUUCUCUGGUAAUGUUUUAUUUAGCUCACCAGCAUUUGUGGAUAAACUGAAACAUGUAACCAAGGCCCUGACGGAGGAAUUUAACUCCAGGCCUGAAGAGUCUCUCGUGAGUGUGAGUGAACAAGUGUCUCAGGAAAUCCAUGAAGGCCUCAAAGACAUGGGACUCACUGUCCUGAAUAGUGAAAAGACAGCAUCUCUUAUAGGCCAACUUCAGAACAUCGCCAAGAAAGAGAACUGUGUUUGUAGCAUCAUUAAUCAGCGGAUCCACUUGUUUCUCAGAUGUUGUUUGGUUCGCGGUAUGCAGGAGUCUCUGCUGGACUUCCCUGGAGGCCUUAUUCUCAUCAAGGGGGAGUUGGCAGAACUGGGUUUAAAGUUUGUCAAUCUGAUGCAUCACAAUCAGCAGGUAUUUAGCCCCUACUAUGAUGAAAUCCUAAAAGAUAUCAUCCCUCCAGCUCAGACACAAGAAACAGAAGUGGAGUCUAUCUGA